AAAAUGGGUUCAGGACUUGCGCGGGGUUGUUGCAAGGCAACACAAUGCGAGAGCACACGUUUAAGGUUGCCAGUCCGGUGUCGCCGAGCGGUUAAUCAAAAUGUCCAAAGCGCUUAUGUUCACGAUCGCUUCUCUCGUUCCGCAUUCGUUUGAAGUUCCGAAGGUGCAUAGACGUCGAAUUAAUUUUUUUUUUCGCACACAUAACACAGGGACGGACGAUUAAUGUAUAGUAUACGGUUUCAAUGUUUUUGGGAGAUCGUGUAGUUCGAACUGCAUAAAUACAGAAGAAGUAAUGAUAGCAGAAAGAACCAUCAAUAGAAGACAAUGAAUAUAGUAUAUACAUCACGAGUCACAAAAAAAUAGAUUUUUAAAUCAACCAUGAUGGACGAAAUUCACAACACAGUUGCAUGCAAUGAAUCUUUAGAAGGAAAUAUAUUAAACUUAAAGAGUAACAUUUCGAUUCCAAUAGAUAGCUGCAAUAAUUAUACUAAUCACACGGAGUUUUAUUUAGAACCUACAUUAUUGUACGAUGUGCCAGUAAGCAUAAUUCUUCUUCUGUCAAUGUUCUAUGGAACGAUUUCUGUCAUGGCAGUGGUUGGAAAUGCUUUAGUAAUAUGGAUUGUGACGUCGAGCAGACGGAUGCAUAAUGUGACCAACUUGUAUAUAGCAAACUUAGCAUUAGCCGAUAUCGUUAUCGGUCUGUUUUCUAUACCAUUUCAAUUUCAGGCCGCCCUGUUGCAACGAUGGAAUUUACCGGCUCUAAUGUGUCCGUUCUGUCCGUUCGUACAAGUGCUUUCAGUCAACGUGAGCAUUUUCACCCUGACCGCGAUCGCAGUUGACCGGCACAGAGCUAUUCUCAGUCCGCUCAGCGCAAUACCGUCGAAAUUCCGAGCAAAAAUGUCAAUAGCCGCCAUUUGGGUGAUAGCUUUUGCGCUUGCGACGCCAAUGGCUAUUGCUCUCAGGGUGCAAUUUAUCGAAUACGGAGAUAGAGACGGUCGGAAGUUGGUGAAACCGUUCUGCUACAACGUCCGGCUCCCGGAGCGCACCAUGCUGUUCUACAGGCUCACACUUCUGUUCGUCCAGUACCUGGUGCCCGUCGUCAUCAUAACGGUUGUGUAUAUGCGAAUGGCGUUACGGCUGUGGGGCUCACACGCCCCGGGAAACGCGCAGGACAGCAGAGAUGCGAAUCUGAUGAGGAACAAGAAAAAAGUCAUAAAGAUGUUAGUUAUUGUUGUUGGGUUGUUCGUUUUAUGUUGGUUACCAUUACAAACGUAUAACGUACUUCAAGAUAUAUUCCCAUCAAUAAAUCAAUUCCGUUACAUAAACAUCGUGUUCUUCUGUUGUGACUGGUUGGCAAUGAGCAACAGCUGUUACAACCCAUUUAUCUAUGGAAUAUACAACGAGAAAUUCAAACGCGAGUUCCGCAUCAAAUUGCGGCACUUCCGGCGCGGCCGUUUUCGCGGAAAAUCAAACGGGAAUAACGGGAGGUCACCCUCGGUGCGGUCCAUCACGUUGUCCGAGUGGAAAAGAGGAUAUUCGACAAGGUGCACGAACAGGACGACGGCGAACGGCGCGUGCGUGGACAGUCCGCCGCCUAGAAGGGACGAGUUGGAAAUGUUCGUGUGCAAAUCGGGCAAGAUCACGUUGAUCAAGUGCGGCAGCCGUUCGGACCUCGAAGAACUGUGUCUGUAAAAAAAAGUGUCAUGGUUUUUGAUUCUAUACGUAUCAUUAGGUACCUACCACGGACCUAACAUGGAUAUUGUGGUUACAAUAUAAUGAUAAUAAUAAUAAUAUCACGGUAGACCGCAUUGACCGCGAGAAAAUUGAUGAUGACCGAGCAGGAUCUAGCUUUGUAUACGUCAUAAGACUAUAAUAUUAUGCAUACGACAAUAAUAAUAAUAAUAAUAAAAAUAUGUCACCGUGUUUGUUCUUGUAAUUAUUUGCAAGACCAAAUACUCCUAUGCCCGACUAUACAUAUUAUAAUUUAUAAUACCAUUAUUUAUUAUUAUUACGAUGCAGCAACACGGUUUUACGUAAUAUGUAAUAACAAAAGUAUAUAAUUAUUACUGUACAAUACUUCUGUAAAUACUAAAUAAUAAUGUGUUAAACACCGGUGGAAAUUAUUUUCCUUUUUGUAAAUUUAAUAAUAAAUAUGCUGAGUGGACACUACGUGCAUGCACACCCCCAUUUUUCUUUAAUAAUGGAUUUAAUAAAAUUAUGAGUAUUAAAAUUUUAACUAGGAUCAUAAUGUUUUCAAUUAUUUAAAUCUUUAUUUCGUUUACGUUGUAUCCUAUGGCUAUACAAACAUCUUCUUUCAAAUAAGAAGGAAAAUGUUGGUUUUUGAGUUAUUCAGCAGCCGGUGUUUUUUUAAUUUAAAUAUUGAUGCAUCUAUAUCAAAAUUUGAAUGCAGAGUGUCUGAGUUAUUAUUUUAUAUUUUAUAUUUUGUAGAAAAAAUUUAUCUGAUAACAAUUUACGGGAAAAUGGGAUGAUUGUCAUUUCAAAAAAAGUUAGUAUCACCACAAGAAACUCCAAAAAUCGAAGUAUUUUAAAGUAUGGUCCUCAAGUAUAUUUAAAAGCUUCAAAAAUUUUAAUUUGAAAAAGUGUUAUUAUUGAAGGAAAACGGAGGUAGCAUGCUCAAUGAGUCACCCUACAGUACACAAUAUGUAUUAUAAAUUUGUCCAUGUACGAUGGUAACUUACUGGUGUGAAUUAAAAUAAAUAUAUUACAUUACCUAUGUUAUAAUAUUAUAUACCUACUGUCCUGAAUAUUCAUUUUACCCCCUAUACUAUUGAAAUACAUAUGAUAUUAUAAUAGUGACAUAGAUCGGUAUUAUAUUAGAUAAACCUUUACUGCUUGAAUACAAUUAUUUGUAAAAGUUAUAUAAAUAAAAUGUUAUAAUAUAA
Messenger RNA from Acyrthosiphon pisum (pea aphid), 2903 nucleotides. Its product is annotated as RYamide receptor-like. Gene Ontology annotation, biological process: G protein-coupled receptor signaling pathway. The coding region runs from base 379 to 1692 and encodes 437 amino acids. The transcript has 10 exons. Gene Ontology annotation, cellular component: plasma membrane. Gene Ontology annotation, molecular function: neuropeptide Y receptor activity. The record is from RefSeq and is a predicted model, not a curated record. Lineage: Eukaryota; Metazoa; Arthropoda; Insecta; Hemiptera; Aphididae.